CAUCAUGCGCAUACAUGGUAGAAAAUGUGUAUCCGAACGGGAAUAUGCUUCAAUCUACUUACGCUGUCGUUUUGAUCCUUUCAAUCUAAACGCCAUUCCUACGCCGUUCUCCGCUUAAACUACGGGUGGUUUCGAGAAUCUCCAACCUCGUCUCCGACAACCUCAGUUGCACGCUCAAUUUCACGCAUCUAUCGAAUUUAUCGUGACCGAUCCUUAUCAUUUCAACGAAUUAGGUCUUUUUCGGUUGCUGAUUUUCGAUCUUAAGAGAAACAUAGCACAAUUUUAUUUUGAAAAUUUUGUUGUUAAUCGUGAAUUGAACGAAGAACGUAGCAAUUUUUUUGGAGACGAUGAGUACCGUUUUUGAGGGAUAUGAACGUCAAUACUGCGAGCUUUCUGCUAAUCUAUCAAAAAUAUGUACUGCAGCUGCAUCUCUUAAUGGAGAGCGAAAGAAGCAAAAGAUUUCAGAAAUAAAGGCUGGAAUUGAUGAAGCAGAAGCUUUGAUUCGAAAAAUGGAUCUUGAGGCAAGAAGUUUACAGCCAAACAUUAAGGCCGUGCUUCUUGCUAAGUUGCGGGAAUACAAAUCAGAUUUGAACAAUAUUAAAACUGAACUUAAGAAACUUGUAUCUGGUAACUUGAACCCCUCUGCCCGGGAUGCAUUGUUGGAAUCAGGCAUGGCAGAUGCUUUGACGGUAUCAGCUGAUCAAAGAGACAGAUUAAUGAUAUCAACUGGGAGGUUGAACAAUUCUAGCGACAGAAUUAAGGACAGUAGGAGAACAAUGUUGGAAACUGAAGAGCUUGGCGUUUCGAUCCUUCAAGAUUUGCAUUCUCAGCGACAAUCUCUGCUGCAUGCACAUGGCACACUUCAUGGAGUGGAUGAUAACGUAAGCAAGAGCAAGAAAAUAUUGUCUAACAUGUCUAAAAGGAUGAACAGGAACAAGUGUAUUAUCAGCGCCAUUGUUGCGGUCCUGGUUCUUGCUAUCCUCUUGAUUCUAUACUUUAAACUUUCAAAAUAGCCAAUAACAUACCUUUUCUCCUAUAUUGCCAAAAUGCAAGGCUUUAUAGAAUUUCCCUUGUUUUCUUUUCUGGCUCUAUGUUAAUGUUGUGCAGUGCUGCAAGCAAACUUAAAAUAUUUUGCUUCUUUAAAUGUGUGUUUUGCGUUGGCUUUGUCGUGUAAGUAUUUCAUUUCUUUUAUGUAAACAGUUAUUGAAUGAAGUUCAUAUGAUACUAAAAUAUAUUGUGGUUAUGUUGUUGUAAAA
Messenger RNA from Cicer arietinum (chickpea), 1256 nucleotides. Its product is annotated as vesicle transport v-SNARE 13-like. Gene Ontology annotation, molecular function: SNAP receptor activity; SNARE binding. Gene Ontology annotation, cellular component: endoplasmic reticulum membrane; late endosome membrane; SNARE complex. Gene Ontology annotation, biological process: intracellular protein transport; vesicle-mediated transport; vesicle fusion. The record is from RefSeq and is a predicted model, not a curated record. NCBI's taxonomy places the organism in Eukaryota, Viridiplantae, Streptophyta, Magnoliopsida, Fabales, Fabaceae.